Molecule: messenger RNA, 3540 nt
Organism: Osmia bicornis bicornis
Lineage: Eukaryota; Metazoa; Arthropoda; Insecta; Hymenoptera; Megachilidae
Gene: mRpL16
Product: 39S ribosomal protein L16, mitochondrial
Exons: 5
Coding region: 126-851 (241 amino acids)
Biological process (GO): mitochondrial translation
Cellular component (GO): ribosome; mitochondrial large ribosomal subunit
Molecular function (GO): rRNA binding; structural constituent of ribosome
Source: RefSeq, a predicted model, not a curated record
CUAUAGAAAAAUUGAAACCUCUGUAACUUUUGACUCCGACCACUUAGGCGUAUACAAACGCAAUGGUUUUAAGCUAGUAACAAAUAAAGUUAAUAGAUAAGACGAUAGAUUAACAAUUAUAAAAAAUGCAGUCAUACGGUUAUGCUAUAAAACGACUGCUGUCACCGUAUUCUUUAUUUAUGACAACUUCAACAGCAGGAUUACAAUCCUUUGACCCGGGAAAUCAUUUUAAAGAUGUUGAAUAUCCUGCACGUGUUAAGCUUAGAGUUGUUCAAAAACAACCUCAGUAUCCAAGUAACAUGCGUCCUUAUAAAAUGCAGAAAAAAUUGAGAUUAAUGAGAGGACCUGAAUUAUAUCACAAUACUUUAUUACACAAACAGUAUGGAGUAAUAGCAACUGGAGGUGGCAGAAUGAAAUAUAAUCAUUUUGAAUUUAUACGGUUCAUAUUAUACAAAAACAUUGAUUACAAGGUAGCAUUUGCACUUUGGAGAAUCCCAGAUCCUUGGCAACCAAUUACCAAGAAGAGUCAUGGAUCACGUAUGGGAGGUGGUAAAGGAAACAUAGAUCAUUAUGCCACUCCAGUAAAGGCAGGGCAAGUAAUAUUUGAAAUUGGAGGAAAAAUUGAAUUUUUCGAGGUGAAGCGUCAUUUAAAUAACAUUGCGAAGAACUUGCCUUUUGAUGCUAUGGUUAUUACUCAAGAAAUGAUGGAAGCAAUGGCAAAGAAAAAGAAAAAAUUAGAGGAGAAGAAUCAGAAUCCAUGGACAUGGAAAUAUAUCAUUCAAAAUGAUCUACUGGGUUCACUGAAAUGGAUAUCAAAAUACGACAGGCGGUGGUUCAACGAAUAUGUUUAAUGAUAAUCUGUAUGAAUUUGUAAAUAUUUAUGAAUAAACAAUGGAAAUGCUAAAAAAAAUGAUCUGCAGUUUAUUGCAUACAUCUGAAAAGUAUUUGUGCACCAUUCACGAAGAGUUAUUUAAGCGUGAACGUCAAGAAAUAAGUUGCGAUCAAAGAAAGUUCCUCGAAGCUUUGAAACUUGAACGACACGUACCGAUUUUUAUGGGACGAUGAACAAAAUUCGAACAACAUCGAUAUGUUACAAUUACAAUAUUUUAUAUAUCUUUGAUGACGGUUUGGUGGUAACAACAGGUAAAUACUACAUAUUGUACAUUGAGUAGGCGAUAGUCGUAUCUUAUUGUUUAAUUAGCGUAUCGGUUACGCCGAUGGCGACGUCCACCACGGCGACAACACCAACGACAUGUGAAGCACAGUGAAAACAGCGAUAACAACAACAACAACAACAAUCUCAAUAACAAUAACAACAACAGCAACGAUGACUAUGUGAUCGAUAGAAGAAGAAUAUUAAUUAUAAUUUGUAAUUCAAUAAUAAAGGAUAAAUACAGAAAAUGAUGGUCGUUAUUAUGAAUAUAUGCCAGCUAUGAGAACAAUACUAUCUAUAUUAGGUAGCGAGAGAAAGAUUAAAUCUGCUAGAAAAGCAUCGUUGAUUAUUGCCAUUGUCGUCGUGGACGCGGUCGUCAUCGCCGUCCUCGUCGUCUUUUCUUUUCGCAGGCGUCGUCGUCGUCGUCGACGAUUAUUAUUACUUUCGACGUUUCCGUCGAUCGUUUUAUCCGCAUUUAUCACACUUAAACGUAGAUACAGCGACAUCGUGUCUGAGGAAUGUGUGUGAAUGCAGAGUCUCAGCAUUGCGACGAUAUUCUAUUACAAUAUACGUUUAUAUAUGUAUAUUUAAGAAUCCUCCCUGAUCGGUGGGAACUUAUCAAAAAUAAAAAAAGGGGAAAAGAGAGACCGGCAGUUUCGACUUGUGGUUCGUCUCGAAGACGGUUCCGUCUAUAGGGACGAGCGGAUAUCUUAUCGCAUUUAAACAAAACUCUCUUCAACUUUGUGUACAAAAUUCGGCGUUGUGAGUUGCAUCGUGCUCUCUGGACUGGUUCCUCCGUUCGAUCGAAUCGUAUCCGCAGCGUUUCCGAUCGAACGUGAACAGGAAAACUAGUUAAUAGUUUUUUAAAAUAGCGCUAGUAAUUAAUAAUAUUGUAGUAGCAUCGUGGCCAGAGAGGAAUGAUCGAUCGAGCGAACGGAUACAAGUACCAUAAGCGCCUUCUGAAGAGUAACACACCGCUUCCGUUCGGCUUCCUCUUUACGGAAUCGCGAGUUUCGAACGAGAAACAAGGAAAUGCGUGUGUAUGUACAGUUGUGACCGACGACCAGAGCUGGAGGAAAUAGUAUUCUAAGUAAAAAAUAGUAACUGUAAGAUCGAUUUGUACGUCGAUAGUGUAACAGGGGCGAAUCGAUACGAUGCGGUUUUCCUUUCUAACAUCAGUUGCAAACAAGCGAACAUACAACGCAAGCUCUCUCUUUCUUUCUCUCCACUAUUUUCUAAAUAGUAAAUACUAUUUUUGUCCGGCUCUGCACUGUACCCCUCGUCCCGAGGAUUCGUCGAGGGACGAGGGGCACCCUCGGCGCGAAGAUUAGAUUAGGAGUAAUUAGCGCGUGUCUCACUCACUGUACUCGAUAUGAUUGAUUCGUUCACGGUCCCGUCGUCUCGCUCGCAAGAUGUAUCCACGAGAAAAUGAAAAGUAUAGCUGACGGGUAGAGGACGCGAAACGACGGCACUUCCUCUUCGUUUGAUCGUUUUCGAGGAUACAUACAUUUAAUCGGGCGAAAGGCAACGUAGAUCGCGCUUCGCGGUUUAUUAGUAUUUAAUAAUAAUGCGUUAGUUAAGCUAUAAGACUAGAUUCUCGGCGGGGUAUCUCGCGUUCUCUCCACCACCUUUUAACCCUUUACAUCGAUUUCAAAGUCUGUACGGAACGUACGAAAUUGGCGAAAAUAAAAUGACGCGAAAUGUCGCCUAAGUGUUUGUAUUUAACUUACGAAUGAAAAGUUGCAAAGGGCUAACGUGCAUGGGUCGCAUCGACGCUCUCCGGACGCUGAUCAGGACGUCCGUUCUCUUUUUCUCCGUGUUCGUCGACAUUAUAUCACUAUAUCCCACGCUUGGACGUACUAACACACAACUUACAGAUACGUACAUACUUAGACACGUAGUCCUUAGAUGCCUAUAUAAGAUAGGGUGAUCUGUUCAGGGAUUUGUGAUUUCAUAUAGAUCAUGGCACACCUGCCGACUGAUCGCUUCGAAGUACGUCCUUCGGUUAUGUCGGAUUUCUUUUCAGCGGACAGGUAACUCGUCGUUACAAACGGAGGAACAAAAUUAUCUCGAAUUAUUCCUUUAGUAACAUUAUUGUACAUAGAUAUGACACCUUUGAGGACACCUUUGUACUUGUUACAUUCAAAUACCUAUGCAUGCUGUACAAAGUUCUUUAACACAUUCCAAGUCAAGAAUAUCGUAAAAUAAUAUAGAAAAGUGUAUAAGGAAUAAAACUGAAGAGUAGUCUACCUAUAAGAAUUAAAAGAUAAAAUUCCACUUUUGGGUGCCGUCGCAUAAAGCAUCAAUAACUCGAAGGUGUUAAAGAAAAGUACAACUUGUCACGUCAGUCUUCUAUAUGUAUAACAUAAUAUAAAAAAAACAAAAUA